Messenger RNA from Bubalus bubalis (water buffalo), 4882 nucleotides. It is a transcript of the gene PROSER1, whose product is annotated as proline and serine rich 1. The transcript is spliced from 13 exons. Bases 883 to 3609 code for a protein of 908 amino acids. Lineage: Eukaryota; Metazoa; Chordata; Mammalia; Artiodactyla; Bovidae. The record is from RefSeq and is a predicted model, not a curated record.
ACACCUACAUUCCCACACCAGGACCCCUUCUUGGGCUCUCGGAUAGAGGGGCCUAAUCUGGCGGCGUAGAGUUGAGUUGACUCGGGCGCGACGGGAUCCAUCGAAGGUCCCCUACGAGCCGGGGGAAGCCGUGGGGGUAACCAGGAAGCGCUCCCGGCGCUGUUGGCGCUGCGGUGUUCGGGAGCCCCCCUACCCGAGACCGUGACCCCCAUCGCUCGGCUCCCGGUGCUCGCCGGCCGCCGGCCCGCUCCCGGAAGCGGUGGCAGCUGGUAACAAAGAGCCGGCCAGGCCGCCACUGCCCGGGCUGCGGGACCCAGGAGUCCGGCGGUAGCUACGGGGAGUGAGCGAGAGCUGGGCCAUGAGGCCAGCUUCGCGGCGGUGAGGGGCAGCCGAGGCGCUGGUGCGGGCCGAGAAGCCGGUGCCUCCCUCCUCGCCGGCCACAGGAUUCGGGGCGCGGGUGCCUCUGCUUCUCGGGCCGCUACCUCCAGGAAGCCUGCUUCCCCGAUCUUCUUCCGGCGGCGCCUGGCCUUGCGCUGCGGGGACAGACGCUCUGCCUCGGGCCGCCGAACGCCGGGUUUUCUCUGCGGGACUCAGAGGACCCGGCUCUUCCCCGAGCGGUCCUGAAGCUUUGUGUAAAGAAGCCGGGGAAGCCUGAGGGGUUUUGUUUUGUUUUGUUUUGUUUUUAAUAAAAAGUUUUUAUAAGUCCCCAUUUUUAGAAAUUUUUGUAGACUUUGAAGUCCUCUACCUCUUGCGCAUCCUUCCUCCUGCUCCUCGAGUCUUUUUCCUUAGCUGGAAACAUUUUUUACUCUCGGAGCGGACCGGGGAUGAUCGUUUUGUAAUUGAAACUGUAACUGUUAAAACCUCGUCGAGAUUGUAGUCAAGAUGGACAAAAAAUCCUUUGAAAUGGUGCUGGAUGAAAUUAGAAAGGCUGUUUUGACAGAGUACAAAUUAAAAGCGAUUGAAUAUGUACACGGAUAUUUCUCUAGUGAACAGGUGGUUGAUUUACUGAGAUAUUUCUCCUGGGCGGAGCCUCAGUUGAAGGCAAUGAAAGCAUUACAGCAUAAAAUGGUGGCUGUUCACCCAGGAGAAGUGGUCAAUAUACUCAACUGUUUCACCUUCAGUAAAGACAAACUAGUUGCUCUUGAACUGUUAGCUUCAAACAUUGUUGACGCACAGAAUUCUCGUCCCAUUGAAGAUUUGUUCAGGAUAAAUAUGUCUGAGAAGAAACGGUGUAAGAGGGUGCUUGAACAGGCUUUCAAAGGGGGCUGCAAAGCUCCUCAUGCGAUGAUAUCUUCUUGUGGAACAAUCCCAGGAAAUCCAUAUCCCAAAGGAAAACCUAGUCGCAUCAAUGGAAUUUUCCCAGGAACCCCUUUGAAGAAAGAUGGUGAGGACUGUUCCAAUGAAGGCAAAGGAAUAGCCGCACGGAUUCUUGGACCAUCCAAACCACCUCCUUCAACAUACAAUCCACAUAAACCUGUUCCUUACCCGAUACCUCCAUGCCGACCACACGCAACUAUUGCACCAAGUGCUUAUAACAAUGCAGGUCUGGUACCGUUAGCCAACGUCAUAGCUCCAGGAGUGCCCCCGCCACCUCCAUAUACUCCUAAUCCAGUAGCAGCAGAGAAUGAAGACCUCUCCAGUCAGUCAAAACCUACACAGAAUCAAGCAUUCUCCACCCCAGCCAGUCAACUCUUUCCCCCGCAUGGCUCCAAUCCCUCGACACCCGCUGCAACUCCGGUUCCUACCGCUUCCCCGGUUAAGGCAGGAACUCAUCCAUCAGCCUCGGCCACCGCAAGCCUCCCAGGGAUGAACUUGGCGAAUACCGUCCUUCCUGUGUUCCCGGGGCAGGUCUCCGCCAUUCACCCGCCUCAGCCCAUGACGCCGAAUCCCACGGUGAUCAGGACGCCUUCGCUGCCGGCCGCCGCAGUGACAUCUGUCCACAGCACCACGGCCACGCCCGUUCCUUCUGUGUUUUCUGGCCUCGUUCCCCUGCCGGGUCCUCCCGCCCUCCCAGCCCCGGCCCCUCAGGCCACGGCUGCGCCUCGGGCCACCCCGGCUUCCAGUGAAACGUUCACCAGCCUCCCCUUCCCCGCCACCUCUACCGCUGCCGCCACCAACAACCUCAACUCCGCUUCGCUGUCGUCGGUUUUCGCAGGGCUCCCCUUGACCCUGACGCCGGUGUCCCAAGGCGUGUCCAACCCGACACCCUCCGUCAUCGCUGGGGGCUCGACUCCUGGUGUCGCCUGUCCCCUGGGUGUGAACAGCCCCCUCCUAUCUGCCCUGAAAGGCCUCCUGACGUCCAGUGAUACCAGCCUCAUCAGCUCCUCUGCCCUGCCCUCUGCGGUGACCAGCGGGCUGGCCUCGCUCUCCUCCCUGGCCAACCAGGGCGCCGACCCCCCGGGCUCAGCCCCUAACAAGGGCUACGGGCCACCGCAGGUGCCCACACCGGGCCUGGCGCUGUUCCCCGGGCUGCCCUCGCCCGUGGCCAGCGCGGCGGCCUCCACGCCGCCCGCCCUGCCCACACCCGCAGCCCCCUCCUCAGCCUCCUCGGGGCCGGCCGCGGCGGGCUGCGGCUCCUCGGCCGCCCACCCGCACGGCCCCGCGACCCCUGCUGUCACCACCCUGCCCGUGGUGGUCAAGACGGAGCCCACCAGCCCCACGCCCUCGGCCUUCAAGGGCCCGGCCCCCACCGCCGCUGCGGGCGCGCUGGGCCUUUCCAGUGCCCUGGGCCGGGCGUACCCCGCGGCCUCGGUGCCCAUCAGCCUGCCGUCCUGCCUUAACCCCGCGCUGCCGGGCCUCCCGGGGCUGAGCGCACCCCUGACGGGCUCGAGCGCCCUGCCCGCCCUGCCCCUGGCCCCGCACGGCUCCUCCACACCCAUCACCCCAGUCUUCACUGCCCUGCCUCCAUUCACGUCCCUGACCAGCAGCUUCCCCCUGGCUGCCACCCCAGCCCUCAACCUCCCGGUCUCCGCGCCUGCCGCCCCCGCCUCCACCUCUGCGGCGCCUCCGCACCCCGGCCCGGGCUCCGCAGCACCUGCGCUACCCGGACUCUCGGCCCCAACACCUGCCUCUGCGGCCGCGGCCUUCCCCCUCAGCCUGCCAGCUGCCGUGCCCUCACUCUUCUCCGUGGCACAGGGCCCACUGCCGGCCUCGGCACCCUCCUACCCCGGCUUCUCCGUCUCCAGCGCCCCUGGGGCCCCCGCGCUGCCCGCCUUCCCUGGCCUGCAGCCGCCUGCCACCGGUGCCGCCACUGCCCCGUCUCCAGCGCCCGUCCUCCCGGGCUUCGCCUCUGCCUUUAGUUCCAAUUUCAACUCGGCUCUGGUUGCGCAGGCCGGCUUAUCCUCUGGACUUCAAGCUGCAGGUAGUUCAGUUUUUCCAGGCCUCUUGUCCCUCCCAGGCAUCCCGGGAUUUUCCCAGAAUCCCUCACAGUCAUCCCUGCAGGAAUUGCAGCAUAAUGCAGCUACACAGUCAGCAUUGUUACAGCAGGUCCACUCAGCGUCAGCUCUGGAAAGCUACCCAGCUCAGCCGGAUGGGUUUCCUAGUUACCCUUCAGCACCAGGAACACCAUUUUCUCUGCAGCCAGGCCUGUCCCAGAGUGGGUGGCAGUGAAUACAUUUUAACGCAUAUCCUCCUGCAGAGCAACGUCAGAAUUGCCCGAGGACCGCAGUGAACCGUCUGACAAAUGUGAAGUUGGCCAGAAGUCAGGAAAUGAGGCUAAGGAUGAUCCUGGGGAAACUGUGAUAAGAGUUUUAAAAAAAAAACACAGUUGUGUUCUUUAAAAAUGUUUUUAAGUGUGAGCACUCCCCUAUGUAAAUAUACUGAUGACAAAUUGUACAGAGAAUAGUAUUUUAAAAAGUGUUUGGGGACUUUUCACCUGCACCCUAUGACAUUUUGAAAGGUGUACAUGAGCGGUGUAGGGGACUACUAAAGAGGGUGUUGGACUCUUUCUAGCCGAAUACAGCCUUAACUCUGCCUGUACAGCAUCCAUGGACGGAAGUAAUGGUCGUGCCUCAGACUUACAGGUCGCAUGUGGCCCUGGGGGACUUACCACCCUUGAUGCGCUUGAGUGGUUCCUGUUAGCAUCGAUGGAACUCAGUAUCCAUACUCCAGAUACAUCCACAAAAGGGAACUUGAGACCCACCAUUAUUUUUAACCCCUGACAUUAACAAACAUACAUGUACUGCUGAAUUUAACCCAGUGUAUUUCAGCUAAGUGAAAAUGGUGCUUCAUAGAGUCCUUAGAAUGACUUUCAGGUGUUUUCAACUAAAAACAUAUAUUAUAUAUAUACAUCCAGAACUACUUUCUUACAGAAAUACAAGUAAGGCCUGUGAUAAUUUGCCUUCAAAACAUAUUUCUUAAUCUCAGCAGUAUCCAAAUGUGAGUGAGGAACAUUGGACUGACCCUUGGGCCACCUCUAUUACUCAUUGUACUCUGGAAGCUCUUGGUGAAUGUUUACAAUCAUGGGAUGUAGUAUUUCUAUUUGUACUUAGAAUCAAAUGCUUAACUAAAAUAAUGAUGUGACAACAGAUAGAGAAGACUUUGCUCUGUUAGUAAAUAUGCAGUGUGUACUCUAUUUAAGGACCUGUGGUAGUAUAACAUGAUUGAAUGUCAUUAAUUUAAGUAAAAUAACUGCCACAUUCAGGGGGAUCGGGGGAGUAGCAAGAAUGAUUUCCAAUCCUGUGAUUAAAAGUAUAAACUAUAGAAUCUAUUGUGGUACAUUUCAGCAUCUAGAAGUUUUACUUUUAUAAAGACGGUGUCUAGAAGAUGUUGCUAAUGUAUUUUCCUUCAACAUGGGGAACAAACUUUUUAAGUAUAUUAAUAAAUAUUCCUGUAUGGUCAGUUUUUAACAGUUUUUUAAAAUAAACUUUAUGGAUAUAACAGA